GGCCUUGCGUUCAUUCAAAGAGAAAACAAAAUGAGAGCCGAGCUUGCCACCGUCCGGCAAACCCUAACGCCGGCGGCCGGAGCCGUACUCACAGCCGCCAUAUCCGAAGCAUCCCGCCGUAGCCACAGUCAAACCACGCCGCUCCACGUCGCCGCUACGCUCCUCGCCUCGCCGUCAAGCAUGCUUAGGCAAGCUUGUCUCCGUUCACACCCCACCACGUCUCAUCCUCUCCAGUGCCGCGCCCUCGAGCUCUGCUUCUCCGUCGCGAUAGACCGUCUUCCGAAGACCUCGUCGGCGGUGGAACCGCCGCUGUCGAACGCGCUGGUUGCCGCGCUGAAGCGGGCGCAAGCGCAUCAGAGACGGGGGUGCCCGGAGAUCCAGCAGCAGCUGUUGCUGUCGGUGAGGGUGGAGCUCGAACAGCUCGUUGUCUCCAUCCUUGAUGACCCAAGCGUGAGCCGGGUCAUGAGAGAAGCUAGCUUCUCUAGCCCCGCCGUCAAGGCCGCGAUUGAAUCCAAGAGCGUGUGCAAGAAUUUAAAACUAGAAGCUCAGCAAGUGAACACCAGAGCUGAGGAGGUGAAGCGAGUGAUGGAGAUCUUAUCAAGAGCGAAGAAACGGAACCCGGUGCUCGUUGGUGAAGCCGGGGCAGCGUCUGUUUUGAAGGAAGUGCUGGAAAGGGUUGAGCUCGGUGAGGUGGCCGGAGUGAAGGCGAGAGUUGUAGCACUUGGGUCGGAGAUGAAGGUAGGGGAGGUGGAGGAGAUGAUAGAGAGGGAGAGAGGGAGUAGUGGAGUGGUUGUUGAUAUGGGGGACUUGAAGUGGGUGAUGGAGAGUGGUGGUGCGGUGGUUAAGGAGAUGACGAGGGUGUUGAAGCGGUUCACCGGAGUUGGCGGUGGUGGUGGUGGUGGUGGAUGUGCGAGGGUGUGGGUCGUUGGAACGGCUACGUGUGAGACUUAUUUACGUUGCCAGGUCUACCACCCUUGCAUGGAACGUGACUGGAAUUUGCAGCCAGUUUCCAUUGCCUCUCGUCCUCCUCCUCCUUCUCCUCAUUCUCUGUUUCAAAGAAAUGGGAUGGUGAGUAGCAUGGGGUUGAUAAGUGGAGAACAAGGAGUUGAUGCUUCUCGGACUUAUGAAAAGCGUGAAUCAUUGAACAUUUUGCCACCAUGGCUGCAGCUUGCGACUGCUGCGUGUCGUCCUUGUCAGGUGAAUGAACAAGAGGCUAAUUGCAAAGAAGCAAGUCAUCCAGAAAGCCCAAAGACCGAUUUAGUACUCGGGAGAACAACAAAAGAUAUAGAUACAUUCAAGAAGUUGCUCCAAGGCAUCACUGAGAUGGUUAGUUGGCAUCUGGAGGCUGCUCCCUCGUCGGCGAUCAAUGCCGUGAUGCAGACAAAGCCCCGGGGUGACAAAUGGUUAUUGUUUUCAGGCCGAGAUAGAGUUGCCAAGACCAAGAUGGUCACUGCUUUGUCCGAGCUAACGUUCGGCUCUGGUCCGAUCUAUGUGAGCUUUGAUGAUGAUUUUGAGUUAGACAAAAACUUUCGCGGUCGGCAAUUAGUCGAUCACGUUGUCAAUACCAUAAAACACAACCAAUUUGCCGUAAUUGUGGUCGAAGACAUCGAUAAAGCGGAUGUUCUAGUGCAAGGGAUGGUAAAGCACGCCAUUAAACACGGCCGGCUCAUCGAUUCCUACGGUCGAGAAAGCAGCUUAGGAAAUGUCAUAGUCAUUCUCACCGCAGAAUUGCCCCCGGAAGAUCUUGAAUACUCACAUGAAUCAAUUAUUCACUGUGAGCAGAAAAUUCUGCAGCCAGCAGAUUCUAGUAGUCAUGUAGAGAAUUCAUUGGGUAAGCGAAAAGCCGACUGGAUGAGCAGCAGUGAAAGGUCGGAGAAGCAAAGAAAAGACUCAUGCUUGUCUUUCGACCUGAAUUUGGCAGCUGAAGUUGAUGAGGACUCAUUGGAGGCCUCGCAAAACUCUAGUAACAUUACUAUAGAACAUGAGCUCAUUUCUAUCAAAAAAUUGUCGAAAUGGUAACAUCAAUUUCUUAUAUGAUCGACGUUCUAGACAACAUUAAUAUCUUCAAGUACAUCGACUUCGAUCUUAGAGAUCUUGGAGACUAUAUGCAGAAAAUUUUCAAAAUAACUAGUAACACAUUUGGCCAAAGCCAUUUGUGUAAUUUGAGCUCAUAUGGCUACAGAGAAUUUGUGAUUUGUUUAGGGGCUUAUAUGUAAAUACAAUGGUGUUUAGGAGAUGAAGAUGGAUAUUAAUUAGCAAAGUAUUGCUGAGAUUAGUGAU
Messenger RNA from Dioscorea cayenensis subsp. rotundata (Guinea yam), 2280 nucleotides. RefSeq names its product protein SUPPRESSOR OF MAX2 1-like. The record is from RefSeq and is a predicted model, not a curated record. The coding region runs from base 31 to 2019 and encodes 662 amino acids. Lineage: Eukaryota; Viridiplantae; Streptophyta; Magnoliopsida; Dioscoreales; Dioscoreaceae. The transcript has 3 exons.